UGCGUGGCAGGCAAUAGGAGGCUGAGGAGAAAAACUGACACGUGGAUUACUCCUCCUUGGGCAUCAGGAAAAACAGACCACCUCCUCUAGCUCAGCUUCGUCACCAUCGUCUGUGUUCCUGUUAAUCCAGUUUCACAGGUUAUGGAUUAAAACAUCGCAAACCCGAGAUGUGAUUGCGCAAAUACUUUCGAGAGAAGAUUUGUUUUGUUUCUAAACGUUUCCUACUUUACUCUGAUCGACCGGAAAAAGAUCGACAGUAAACAGCCGGAUCGGUUGAAAGGAGGCUGCUGUUACCUCGCGUUGAAUGGCAGUUAUUCAAAAAUAUGGCAAGAACUAUAGUCCAGAUUUGGUCUGUCACAAGGAAAACCAUCCGCCUGACAAGAUCGGAGCACCUGGAUGUCACAAAAAGUGGCCUGAACACAACACCAACUGGUCAAGGCCAGUGGCGAGGGUAUGGACGGUGGUGCUACUGCUUGGGACAUGCCUCCUCUACUGCGCCCGUGUGGCGAUGCCCAUCUGCGCCGUCAGCAUGGCAGAGCAGUUCAACUGGAGCAAGAGGGAAUCCGGCAUGGUCCUGGGGAGCUUCUUCUGGGGUUACUGCUUCACCCAAGUGUUCGGCGGUUACGUCAGUGACCGGGUUGGAGGUGAGAAGGUCCUCCUGCUGUCUGCAGCAGCCUGGGGGUCGAUGACAGCCUUCACCCCCAUCCUGGCCCACUUCUGCUCCCAGCCAAUCCUCUCCAUGACACUGGCCCGCUUCCUCAUGGGCUUGUUGCAAGGAGUUCAUUACCCUUCUCUGGCAAGUCUGUGCUCUCAAAAGGUGGUGGAAAGUGAGAGAGGCUUCCUCAUGAGCACCGUGGGUAGUGGCUCCUACCUGGGCACUCUGGUGAUUGGAGGGGCUGGCUCCCUCAUGUUGGACCUGUAUGGCUGGGAGAGCGUUUUCUACGUGUCUGGUCUCCUCUCAGUCCUGUGGGCCUACUGUAUGUGGAAAUAUCUGCUCAAAGGAGAAGGGCCUAUCAUCACCCUGGAGUCCCUGGGAAGUAGUGGGCCCCAGUCCAAACUGUCCAAAAGACAUUGGUUACGUCUCCUCAAACAACCUGCAGUCUGUGCUGUGAUCAUUACGCACCUUUGCACAGCGAGCACCUUCUUCACUCUUCUGUCGUGGCUGCCAACAUUCUUUAAAGACACUUUCCCCGAUGCCAAGGGUUGGGUGUUCAAUGUCAUUCCCUGGUUGGUGGCUAUACCCUCAUCCCUCUUUAGUGGCUGUCUAUCUGACCACCUCAUCAGUCAAGGCUUUGAUACAGCCUCAGUGAGGAAGUUGAUGCAGUUUUUCUCCAUGGGUGUGUCCAGUGUGUUUACCCUUCUUCUAUGUGGCACCACCACCUUCCCCUGGGCUGUAGCAUUUGUGUCUGCCACCAUGGGCCUCACCACCUUCAGUCACAGCGGUGUAUCUGUAAAUGUUCAAGAUCUUGCUCCUUCCUGUGCUGGAGCAUUGUUUGGUGUUAUGAAUACAUGUGGUGCUUUCUUAGGGGUCCUAAUGGUGUAUUUCUCGGGGUAUCUCAUCGAGUCCACAGGCUCGUGGGCGACUGUGUUUGCCCUUAUCACCACAGUCAACCUGCUAGGUCUGUGCACCUUCCUGGCCUUCGCUGAGGCCCGCCGGGUCGACAUUGACUCUAGUAAGGUCCGCCACCACAACAUCCACAUCUAAAUCAUCAAGUCAUCAGAGGGACUAGAAUGCUAUUCCCAAGGGAGAUACGACCUUGGGCAACCAGCAGCUUGGAGAACAUUGGAGAACUAGCCAAUGAAUAGCAAUUGGCACACGGAUAAAGCCUGCUUAUAAGAUCUCGAAAACUUUGCUUGGCUCUGUGUCUGGUUGAGGAAGUACUGCAACAGUUACUGAAAAGCACACAACAGAGCCUGCACAAUGUUACUGAAAAAUCUUGUGGAGCUAGAGCGUUAAAUCCUAGAAAAACACAGCUUAGCUGUUAUAGGAUUCUCUAUCAGCUCAAGGUGGAAUGGGAAAGGUCACAGGAGAAAAACAUCUACACUACCUCCAGGUCCCAGCUUGUGCAGCAUGUGGUGGUGAAACAGUUGCUGGGCUACUGUUUCCGCUUGUCAUUUGUUACUUGGAACUAGAUGUAAUGAAAAUUGUUAUUCAGUGUGUUUGUGUGCGUGUCGAAGGAUCUGUGAGAGUGAUGGAUGUGUUAGUCUCAGGAGCUCUGUGACAGUUGUGACAGACCAAGGUGGUGUGUUCUUACCCUGCGGGGAUGGGGGAGGUGGUGUGGGCACAUGUGGGUGACGCAGGGAGAGUCCAACCUCUCGUACCUGAAGUCUUUUAUUAGAGCGCCACACUCACUGAGUGUACUGUCUGAGUGACACCUCAUUACCCAGCCACUAAUUACUUGGCGGGCACUAAUGUCCUGCACGAUUUACCUUCUACAGUCCCUAUCUCCAUGGUUACAACCUCAUCUUAUCUUCAAGGUUUGGUGAAAGGUGUCAUGGUAACCUUUUUGGCAACUAGGCUUUCUCUGAGUGAGUUCUCCCUGUUUGACGUCUCGAAGAAUAUGCUUUUCGAGUAGGAAGACCAAAGUUUAUUAAUUAUUAUUUUCUUUCUAUGUGAUUGCAUGUAAUAGAAAUACCUCACUUAAUUAUUUUGAGUAAUUAUAUAUUUAUAUGGCUUAAUGAUUUAUUUUUUUGUCAAUUUCAAGUUUUUUUUAGAAGACAAAAAGAAAUAUAUUAGGUAGGAUGACAGAAAAUCUUAGUAAGUUAUAAAAAGUGUAAUGCAGUAUAAAUAACCCUAAUAGACCUUUCUGCAGGUCUAGUUUCCUCACUUAUUCUUCUUUGCUGACCUGCACUUUCCUGUCUAAGGAGACGGGUUUGGUGGAAAGAAACUCCAUAUUAUCACCUUAGAGAAAACUGCACAGGCAGAUGAGCAGGAUCUCCAACUUUUUUUGUGUAAAAAGAUCCAAACUUAUUAUUGCACUUGACAUCAUUAUUACCUAGGUGCUAGACAGGAAGUGAUGUCAGUAUAUGGGAAGGAGAGUUAGCACAGGAGGGAGCCCAUUCACUUGUCAUGGUGGUGUCAGAGGCAGUGUAUCUCAACUAUGUCUCAUUAAGGCAGAUUGAAAUACACACUAACAAGAUGAAUGACAGGUGAGAGAUUUAAAAAUUAUGUCUUGGGUUCAGUACAGUUGAGGAACUGGAGAACAUUUGGUGUAUUGAUAUUACUGCAAAGUAUGUAGCAACAUGAAGCUAGCUACAUAGCUCUGGCUGAAUGUUGAAGUGAUUGUAGCAUUUAGCUUUGGUGUUCACAGCACAGUUUCUGUUUGACAUUUAGAAGAUUUCUUUUUCAAUCUAGAUGCUUACUUGACAUGUGUACCUUGAUUCUAUGCAUUUAUUAUUUUGUGCCUGAUUUCAGCAAUGAGAGAAUUGUAAGAUAUGCUCACAGUGUCAUUUAUUGAUCAUUGUACAUCGCUACUUUUUUGCCUUUGUUGUGGGAGUUUUGUUGCUUCUGUGUAACUUAUAUUAUUGUUGUUCACAUACAAAGGCAUGUAGGCUUACGUUGUCUUGGAUGUUUUCUAUAAACACUUGGAAGUGUCUCCUUUGGUUCAAUAUUUUGUCAGUGCAGAUUUGAUUUCUGAAAUGCCAAAUAUGUUAUUUACAUUGUUAUGGUGGUCUGUGCUUGCAAAAAUGUGGGCAUAAGAAAUGAAUUGAAUUCAUAUUCAAACAUUUGCUCUCUUUCAGAGUAAAGAUACAUUUUUCUGUACAUCAAACAUAUUUAGAUGAUCUGUUUGUGUGUUACAAAGACACAUAAACCUACUGACUAUGUAGAAUAAUUUAUUUUGAUAUCUGAUCUGAAAUUUGAUCUAUGCCGACUGUCACUUUGCACCUGCUCUAUAUGUUGUAGUGAUCGUACACAAAGUGUAUGCCUAGACCUUUCCGAUACACAAUUUAUCUACAUAAGACCACUGUACAAAAUACUCAGCCUUCAAUAUAUUUUUUCAGCCCUUUUUUGUCAAACCAAAGCAGCACAUUCUGCAAAUGAUUUACUCGCCUUAGCAGAUUUACUGCCUUCAUUGCUUGUCCAUUUUUUUCUGUUACUGUGUUGACAUUCUGCAACAUGUAAACAUUUACAUGACCAAUAGCUUGAGUUCUGUUCACCAACAUAUCUCACUGUAGGCUCCUGAAAGCCUUCUGACAGAUUUUGAUAACAUGCCAGAUAUGUAUGAUAAAAAAAAUUACAUUAAUGCAAGAAAAUGCAGUAUUCUAAUGGUUUGAAAAUAUGUUGUAUUUAAAAGCAUAUGUUAACUUUGAAUAAAAAUAUAUUUUGUCAGCAA
This is a messenger RNA of Siniperca chuatsi (mandarin fish), 4334 nucleotides long. RefSeq names its product solute carrier family 17 member 9b (gene slc17a9b). The coding region runs from base 305 to 1705 and encodes 466 amino acids. NCBI's taxonomy places the organism in Eukaryota, Metazoa, Chordata, Actinopteri, Centrarchiformes, Sinipercidae. Gene Ontology annotation, biological process: transmembrane transport. Gene Ontology annotation, molecular function: transmembrane transporter activity. Gene Ontology annotation, cellular component: membrane. The transcript is spliced from 13 exons. The record is from RefSeq and is a predicted model, not a curated record.